Messenger RNA from Spodoptera littoralis (African cotton leafworm), 1665 nucleotides. Lineage: Eukaryota; Metazoa; Arthropoda; Insecta; Lepidoptera; Noctuidae. The record is from the annotation of a GenBank genome assembly.
AGAAAGAAGAUCGAAUCCCUAGGCAGGAUGACGGCGAUGACGCAGGAGGAAAUGGUGGCCGGUGCGCGCACCGUCGCCGCAGGCCUCGAGGCGCUGCGAGCUGAGCAUGCACAGCUGCUGGCCGGGCUGGCUGCCAACACAGAACAUGAACACGAGAAGGCAGCCCUCGUGAGGAAGAGCAUUGAUGCUAUUGAACUCGGAUUGGGUGAAGCGCAGGUGAUGAUGGCGCUAGCCUCCCACUUACAAUCAGUGGAGGCUGAGAAGCAGAAGCUACGCACGCAGGUGCGACGGCUGUGCCAGGAGAACGCGUGGCUGCGGGACGAGCUGGCGGCCGCGCAGCAACACCUGCAGGCCUCCGAGCAACGCGUGGCGCAGCUCGAGGAGGAGAACAAACACCUCGACUUUAUGGCUUCCAUACGCAAGUACGACAGCGAUAUAACGGAGGAGUCGGACACGAACCGCAGCGGACAAAGUGAGAAGAAACGCGACGAUCCCAUGGUGGACCUGUUCCCUGACGACGACCAUGACGACAACAGGAAUAACAAAUCGAUGUCCCCGACGCCUCCGCUGCACUUUGCCCAGCAAGUGAACGCGGGCUACGAGAUCCCGGCGCGCCUGCGCACUCUGCACAACUUGGUGAUACAGUACGCGUCGCAGGGCCGGUACGAGGUCGCCGUGCCGCUCUGUAAGCAGGCCCUGGAAGACCUGGAGAAGACCUCCGGACACGAUCACCCUGAUGUCGCUACUAUGCUCAAUAUACUCGCUCUUGUAUACAGAGACCAGAACAAGUACAAGGAGGCGGCCAACUUGCUGAACGAUGCUCUGUCUAUCCGCGAGAAGACGCUCGGAGAGAACCAUCCCGCCGUCGCCGCCACGCUCAACAACCUCGCCGUGCUCUACGGCAAGCGAGGCAAGUACCGCGAGGCCGAGCCGCUGUGCAAGCGCGCGCUGUGUAUCCGCGAGGCCGUGCUGGGCCGGGACCACCCUGACGUCGCCAAGCAACUCAACAACCUCGCGCUGCUCUGUCAGAACCAGAAUAAAUACGAGGAGGUGGAGCAGUACUACCAGCGCGCUCUGGAGAUCUACGAGAGCAAACUCGGACCCGACGACCCCAACGUAGCCAAGACUAAGAACAAUCUCGCCUCUUGCUAUCUCAAACAGGGCAAGUACAAGGAAGCAGAAACGUUAUACAAACAGGUGCUGACCCGGGCACACGAGCGGGAAUUCGGAACUAUCGACGGCGACAACAAGCCCAUCUGGCAGGUGGCCGAGGAACGCGAGGAGAACAAACACUUGCAGAAGGAAAACGCUCCGUAUGGAGAAUAUGGAGGAUGGCACAAGGCUGCCAAGGUGGACUCCCCUACAGUGACAACGACGCUGAAGAACCUGGGCGCCCUCUACCGGCGCCAGGGCAAGUACGAAGCCGCUGAGACGCUCGAAGACUGCGCGCUCCGCAGCCGGAAGGAGCACGUACAGCAAGCUUUGGACAUCGUGAAGCAGUCGCGGGCUCGAGGCGGUCGGCACGGCAGCCGCGACGCCAUGGAGCCUCACCAAGACCACCACGACGAGGGCGCGAACCAAGCGAGCGAACCACGCAUGAACCUUAAGUCAAAGCUGUUCAAUGCGCUAGGCAUCAACACUGGGAGCAAUCCGCCGCACCAGUAG